CUGCUACAGUAACAUCCAUCUAAUACUCAAUAGUAAAGAAUAUCAUAACCCGUCUCGUCUCCGCAUGCGUCAUGAUGAAAUCACUCUACAUCCUCCACACUCUCCGCACUCUUCCUUAGUUCGAUUUAAUUCAAUUCCAUCGUCUUUACAUCCAUCUCCCCAUCUCCUAUCCUCUCUAUCCUCACCAUAAUGUGCGACGUCCCCUUUUUCCCCAUCUUCCCCAUCUGCUUCCAAUGCGGCACGGAUCAGAAUCCCUGUCGGUGUAAAGUCGUCGGUCCGACACUAGGGUUUUGUGUGACUAUCAUUGCGGCUGUGAUUUGUUAUCCUGCGUCGCUGUUUUGUGGUUGCUGUAUGACCAAGACUGGGAAGGAUGUCCUUGCGUAUCCGGUCAAAUUGAACGGCCAAGUUAG
Messenger RNA from Aspergillus wentii DTO 134E9, 410 nucleotides. RefSeq lists its product as uncharacterized. Lineage: Eukaryota; Fungi; Ascomycota; Eurotiomycetes; Eurotiales; Aspergillaceae. The transcript is spliced from 4 exons. The annotation marks the transcript as partial. The record is from RefSeq and is a predicted model, not a curated record.